Musca vetustissima is the source of this 504-nucleotide messenger RNA. RefSeq lists its product as uncharacterized. NCBI's taxonomy places the organism in Eukaryota, Metazoa, Arthropoda, Insecta, Diptera, Muscidae. The transcript is spliced from 2 exons. The coding region runs from base 1 to 504 and encodes 167 amino acids. The record is from RefSeq and is a predicted model, not a curated record.
AUGGAAAAGGUAAAAGAAAAAGUCAACAACAUUGUAGUGACCAACAUGAUAAAGAAUACAAGGACAAUUCUGUGCCUUACAUUGGGAGUUGUGACAGCACGCCCAGGUCAUGUAUCGGGACCAACAUAUUUACCAGCUGCUGCUGUUGCUGCGCCGGCCAUCUAUGAUCAUUAUGAACAUUAUACGCCAACAAUAGUUGGACAUUCGGUGGAACAUUAUCCGACUGCUGUGUCACACCAAAGUCAAACGAUUGUACACGAGAAACGACCUUAUCUCCGGCCCAUAGUCGAAUAUGCACCAGCGGCCACAUUCGUUAAGGCGCAUGCACCCAUCAUUAAGAAAUAUGUGGUGGCUGCCCCAGCACCAGCAACCAUCGAAUACGCUUAUGCUCCAGAAUCCUAUUACAGUGGUGGUGGCUUGUAUGCGGCUACAAGUGGUUGGGAUUCGGGUUUGGUCUAUAGCACAGCCACAAAAGGUGGCUGGAAUGCCUGGCCAUUGAAGUAA